AUGAUUUCGCGAUUGGACAACAAUAAUCAAAAAAGCUUCAUUGAGGCGUGCUUCGAUACUGGGUCCACAACAAAAUGUCUCAUCAAGCGAUUGCUUAACCAUCCUGCUGUUACAGAAGUGCCAAUUUUGAAGCUGCUAUCGGCCAGAAUGAUUGUUAACUCAAUGAUUUCCGUUUCUAAUGAGGAUGGCGGUACGAAUGAACCGACAGGGUUUGUCAGUCUAUUAAAGGACUAUCUCAAUCGUUACGAGGACGAAACUGUUAUUAUGGAAGUUCAUUUUCCACAUGACGAUGUGGUCAAGUCUAAGUCAUGGAAGGAUUUUCGAUCAAACUUUACUCUUACCUCCAAAUACCUUGAAGACGUCAAAAAUGGAUUCUAUCCGUUAUUCGGAUGCCACUGGGAUGCUUAUCAAGGAGAAGAGGAAGAUAGUACAUUUCCCAAUUAUUCAGGAGUCUCAGGGUUCCCUCCUAGUAACGGCCUUACAAGUAAUCUGUCAAAUGCAAGUGGUACUGUCAAGAACGAUCCAUCUGCUUCUGUUGGAAAUUCUUCUUGUACAUCAGCUACUCCAAGUGCUUGUGCUUCGUGUAAAAACUCUACUUCAUCAAAGAUUACAGAUUUAGCUAUUGGCUCACAGUUGGCUCCAGAGGAUCUGGUUGUUAUGCAAUCUGAAGAUGCCGCAAAAGGUUGCUUUUCCUCCAAUGCAUAUGCAUCCCAAGUAAAUCUAACUAACCAUAUGUCACAAAUCGAUUCUAGUUGUUCAUCUAAGGUGAUUGAUAAUGACUUAAAAAAGAAUGAUUGUUCAACUUCAGUUGGCAGCGCCUUCAGUGAAUGCACCCCGAUCAUUGGAAUUGGUCACGCAGAUCUUAAAUUUCCUGACAAACCUUAUGCUUCAACUUUGGACUAUGUAGAUGAAAGUGAAUCCCAUGGUCAUGGUCAAACAAUAUCUGUACCUGAUGAACAUGAUGGUUGUUUAUCAUCACCAAAACAACAAAAUAAAUCUCUACUUAUAUCUCCGAAUUGUGAACAACGAUUCGAUUUUGUCAUUGACACUCAACAGAAAGAAGUAAUAAAUAAUAGUGAAGCUGUUGCUGUAAAUGAGAAAGCAUCUGACGGCCUCACAUUAUCCGAUAAACAGGACAAUCUUAGCCCGGGACCAGAAGAUGAUGACGGUGAGGUUGAUGAGGAAGAUGAUGAUGAUGAUGAUGAUGAUAAAGAUGAAGACGAUGAUAACGAAGAUGAUGAUGACGACGAUGAUGAAAAGCGUGUGGUAGAACCGGUUGAACGCUAUGAACCGCAAACAGUCCAUGUUAAUCCACCAGAACGUGCACCAAGCCAUCCAGCUUUAUUUACACACUGUCAGUAUUUGUAUGUGGGAGCCGGCCGUUGGCAAGUUUAUGUCCAAAUGUGGUUUGUUGAAGAUCGUUUAAAAAGGGAGACUUAUGUACAAGUAUUUGAUAAUGAAUGGCAUGAUUAUGAACGUGUUGCUGAUCUGUUCGAAGCUUCACGGUGCUUGAAUCCGGUCGAUCGUUCUAAUCUUGUAAGAUUGCUUGCCUUAGCAAGACAUAACUGUGCUCUUAUCGAUGGUGAACUUCAAUUUCCUGGUCCAAUAGCAUCUAGGCAGAGCAAUUUCGACGCGCUUGAACUGCACGAAAAACUUGUUGCGCUUCACCUUCAUCAACAAGCAAAAGAACGUUUAACAUCUAGAGAUUCAGGGUUUGCUAAAAGUUCAAUACAUUCAUCUUCAGCUACACCGAAUAAUGAAAAUGGACAUACAGUCUCGAGUAAUCAUGAUCAAAAUUUAGGUGACAUUCGAUCGAUAGAUUACCAAAAUCAUAUACCAAUUUCAAAUGAAGUACAAGCCUGUGCUGAGCAUAUUACACAGGUUCAAUUGCAUCAACGUGCAGAUCAAACGCAAGAUCCCCCAACUCCAUGUCCUGUAUCAGUUGGUUUAUCUGAUAUAGAUGGGACAAAAGAGAAUCAAGAUCCAGGGAAACAACAAAAAGUUAAAAAUGAUCCGAACAGUGCACUUUUUCUGGAUGUCAGUUCACUUGCUCCUCGUAAUUCAUAUUGUGCUUUAUGUGAUACGCAUGAUUAUCUACAUCAAAUUCAUUUACCGGCUUAUUUAAUCUCUCCCUGCUAUCAUUGCCGUGAGUUUCUUGCAAAUGAAGCUAAAAUUACUCCUGAAAUUCUCCUAGACUUACAUUUACAACAUAACAUUCCUUGGCCAGGAUUCCUGCAAGCUAGAUUUGGUAUCCCUAAUGAUGGUCGGUCAACUGAAGAACUAAUUGCUUAUGACUGCCGUUGGCGGAGCAGACAACCUUGUCGAUGUUUAGCUUCUGUAGAUGGUUCCUUAUUACCACCCUGUGUCGAAUUUCCAUGGUUAACUCCUGCAGUUUCGACAGGUUCAUUCGAAGUUACUGAUAUAUCAGCAAAUCAAAGCAAAUUAGACAAACAAGAUUCAUUAAAUACACAAGUGGUUGUAGAGAUUUCUUCACCCACCACUACAGAUCCGCGUACUUCUGAUUUUCUGCAACGACACAAGCACAAACUAAUGCAGCAAAUCAAUCGUUGCCUACCCCACCACAACCUCGUUGGCAUACCAACCGUGUCAACUUCAUCUACCAAUCAAAAUACAGAUACUGGCUGUAUCCCGUCUAUUGAUUCUUUUAAUCCACAAUCAACGACCGAUAGAGGAUCAGUUGUUAUAACUCAAGAGAUGCAACAAGCAGCACCGUUAACAAACGACGUAUCAUCUUAA
This is a messenger RNA of Schistosoma mattheei, 2757 nucleotides long. NCBI's taxonomy places the organism in Eukaryota, Metazoa, Platyhelminthes, Trematoda, Strigeidida, Schistosomatidae. The record is from the annotation of a GenBank genome assembly.